CACCGKUUCGAAGAGAUCAAUCCAUUCGAUAUGGAUUCAACACCGAUAGUACACAAGACAUCACCGUUCUCAAUCGAUCCAGAGAUCAAUGCCAAGAUCACCAUGUGGAUUGGAGAGGUUUGGAGACUGGAUACGGCCGCCAUCGUCUAUGCCAACAACUCGUCGCUCUCUGAGCGCAAUGGCGUUGCUCAAUAUAUCUUUGGUCUCGGUGGACCAGAGAUACCGAACGAGAUCUCACAGGCUGGUGGCGAGUGUCGUAUUGGUGAGGUGUUGAUGACCAGUGGUGGCAACCUCAAGACCCGCUACGUCGUUCACACCUGUUGUCCAACCUUUAAUCAGAAGUACCUGUCCGCCUCGGAGAAUGCCCUCAACUCUUGCUAUCGUGCCGCGUUGGGAUUGUCCAGCGAGCACAACCUCUCCACUAUGGCCUUUUCAUGCAUCCACACGUCGAGCAGACAGUUCCCCUCAGAGUUGGGCACACACGUAGCACUCAGAACAAUCAGAAGACAUUUGGAGAAGCAUGGACAGCACCUCAAAAACGUCAUCCUCUGUCUAGAGAGCGAGAUUGAUAUAGAGUCCUACAAGAAGUUGAUGCCUCUCUACUUCCCACGAACAGAGGCAGAGCUGCAGCUGGCACAACGUACACUGCCAAAGGACUGUGGCAACAAGUUUGGUGAGAAAGAGAUUGAGGAGAGAAGGUUACGUGCUCAAGACACUAAGAAAGAAGAUCCGGAUAUUAUCAAGAAGAAGAAGAUCGAGAAUAGAACUGUUGAACAAGUUGAACAAGAGAGGAUACAAUCAAUGUAUGAAGAUUGUUUGGAUAGGUCUAGAACUACGGACCUGUCCAACAUUGCCAGAUUGAACUUUAUCUAUCAGGUGGCAUCUUCAGAUGGUUCACCGAUCGUCGUUGUCAUUGGUUCACAUAUGGACCCAUCAAGGGAUGACCUGGACAGUGUGUUGCUCUACUUUAUCAGAAUCUUUGAAGGUCUGGCACAACGAGAGUUCUCCAUUAUGUAUUUCCAUUCCAACAUGUCAUCAGUACCACUACCAGAGAUGGCAUGGCUAAAGAAACUGUUACUCAUUGUUGAACAUAAAUACUCUAAACAACUGACAGACCUACACGUGAUACAUCCAACAUUCUUUUUCAAAGCUACAUUUAAGGUACUCCGAGGAUUCCUUCUCUAUGACCGAUUCCCAACCAGGAUAGUGUAUCACAACAACCUAAACAAGUUCAAGGAUAUCGUUGGUAGACUCAACCUGCCAAAGUCUGUAUUCUCCUACGAGUUCAAAUACAACGAUGUGGUAGAGUACUCAGUAGAGUCACAUGAAGGU
This is a messenger RNA of Acytostelium subglobosum LB1, 1332 nucleotides long. RefSeq lists its product as hypothetical. The annotation marks the transcript as partial. Lineage: Eukaryota; Evosea; Eumycetozoa; Acytosteliales; Acytosteliaceae. The record is from RefSeq and is a predicted model, not a curated record. The transcript is spliced from 4 exons.